AAAAAUGAUUAUUCACUCAGUUACUUACCGAUUGUGAAGGUUAGAAUACGUCAACAUGGUUAAGGCUCGCAAAUACGUUGUGAAAAAACUUUUUGAAGGGGUUCCCAAGAUUGAAGAUUUUGAUAUUGUGGAAUACGAUCUUCCGCCCUUACAAAAUGGAGAAAUACUUGUUAAAACCCAAUGGGUGAGUGUUGAUCCAUACCAAAGAGCGUAUAAUAGCAGAUAUCCGAAACCAUACGAUCAAUUUGGUUUCAAUGUGGGAGAAGUGGAAGACACCAGGAACCCUCGUUUCCCCAUUGGCACGAAGGUUGUUACACACAGUGGUUGGUGUAAUUACUGCGUUGUUAGUCCUAAUGAAUCCAAAACAAUGUUUGACGUUGUCUACAAACUACCCGAUUUAAAAGGUUUGUCCCCGUCAGUUGGUAUUGGGGCAGCCGGAAUGGUUGGAAUAACAGCAUAUUUUGGGUUCCUUGAAAUAUGUCAACCCAAAGCUGGAGAAACUGUGGUUGUGACUGGUGCAGCUGGCGCAGUUGGUUCCAUUGUGGGACAAAUUGCUAAAAUUAAAGGAUGCAAGGUUAUCGGAUUUGCGGGAACAGAUGAUAAAGUCGCAUGGCUCCAGAAUGAGUUAGGAUUUGAUAAAGCGUAUAAUUACAAGACUUGUAAUCUUAAUGAAGUACUUAAAGUUGCUGCUCCAAACGGUGUGGACUGUUACUUCGAUAAUGUUGGUGGGGAAAUGAGCAGCACAAUCAUAAGCCACAUGAAUAAUUUCGGCAGAGUGUCUGUAUGCGGUAGUAUUAGUGCUUAUAAUGACGAUCAUUCCCAGUUACCAAGGGCUCCCAUCUUACAAUUCGACAUUGUUAUGAAGCAAUUGAAAAUUGAAGGAUUUUUGGUUCACCGUUGGCUUAACCGUUGGCCAGAAGCAAUUGAGGAACUUUGUAAAUGGGUUUUCGAAGGAAAAAUAAAGACAAAGGAAACUAUUACUGAAGGGUUCGACAACAUAUUCAAUGCGUUUAUUGGAAUGUUAGCUGGUGAUAAUACCGGCAAGGCAGUAGUCAAGCUGUAAACACGAUAUUGUAUAGUUUCUACGGUAUAACAUUUCAUAUUAACGAAUAAAAUGAGUUAU
Colias croceus (clouded yellow) is the source of this 1123-nucleotide messenger RNA. Its product is annotated as prostaglandin reductase 1-like. The transcript has a single exon. Gene Ontology annotation, biological process: prostaglandin metabolic process. NCBI's taxonomy places the organism in Eukaryota, Metazoa, Arthropoda, Insecta, Lepidoptera, Pieridae. The record is from RefSeq and is a predicted model, not a curated record. Gene Ontology annotation, cellular component: cytoplasm. Gene Ontology annotation, molecular function: 15-oxoprostaglandin 13-reductase [NAD(P)+] activity; 2-alkenal reductase [NAD(P)H] activity. Bases 56 to 1063 code for a protein of 335 amino acids.